This is a messenger RNA of Paramecium sonneborni, 515 nucleotides long. The record is from the annotation of a GenBank genome assembly. Lineage: Eukaryota; Ciliophora; Oligohymenophorea; Peniculida; Parameciidae.
AAUGAAUUUUUGUAAUACAGGACCAAUUGCUGCAUAAUGGUAAUAAUUAUCAGCUUUGAUUAUACUAGUUAUUUAGGUAAAGAUGUUGUUUAAUCAAUUCAUUACUUUUUGAUUAAAGCUAUUUAAGAUUUAACUAGACUUGGACAUGAUUUACAUAUUGAUUUCGGUUUUAUUAAAAUCAGUGUGUUAAACAAAUAUCUAAAAUAUAAAUAUGAAUAAUCAUUUAUUAAUAAAUUGAAUUAAACUGAUUACGAAUUAAAAGUAAUUAACUCACUAAUUGUUUGUAGAUGCGUAAGUCAGACAUGGCUACAUCUCAACAUUGGAGAACUACUUAAGAAGAAAAAUGGUCUAAAAGUACUCUAAAUCAUUUACUCACCAGACCAAAUCCAAAUUAAGUUUAAGAUAAUUAUGAAAAGUCUAUGGCUCUUAAAAUUAUGUCAUUAGAUCUCAAUACUGCUGAAUAAACUAAUUAUAAUCAAAAUUAAAAAGUCAAAUUACCAACAUUAAAUAAAUGA